UUGAAGUUGCUCCGCAAUUAGCUUCUCCGAGCUAUUCAUAUCUUUAGGAUGCGGCUAAAUGCAAUGAACGAAUAACACAUGAGACGUCGCCAAUAAUGCAGGCUACACAAGCAAUCAACGAGGAUGCCCAUCACGCUGGAGAGGUGAUGCAUGUCUGGAGCUGAUAUAAGUGGCUGGUGAUGGCUUUAUACAGAAAGAACAGCAAUAGCAGAGCACACACACACACACACUGCAAGCAGCUGCACUGCAUCAUCUGUCAUAUAUCCCUCUUUCUCCCUCCCUCCCUUCACCGUCUCUCUUGCACAGUCUCGCUCAGAUGCAUUUUUAAGCUGAGGAUCUCUGGUCCAGCCACAGCGUCUUCACUGCAUUCCUAUGGGACAGUUACAAUGACUACAUCCCCUGAUCUGCUGGUGCCAGUGGAGGCCAAGGUUCUACUGAGCACAUGGAACCAGUCCAGGGGCCUGUCCGGGACUCUGUACCCAUUCAACGUGAUGAGUAGCUCAAGAAACACUAACAGCACCAGUGCUCCCAUGGAGAAGGAGAAGGAUAUAAGCAUGAUAGUGAUCCAGUUCAUUUAUGCCAUUGUGUGCCUCAUUGGACUAAUCGGGAAUUCCAUGGUGAUUUUUGUCAUUCUAAGAUAUGCCAAAAUGAAAACUGCCACCAAUAUUUACAUCUUGAACUUGGCUAUUGCAGAUGAGCUCUUUAUGUUGAGUGUCCCUUUCCUGGCUGCUUCUGCAGCGUUGCAGCACUGGCCAUUUGGCUCAGGGAUGUGCCGCACAGUCCUUAGUGUGGAUGGCAUUAACAUGUUCACCAGUGUGUUUUGCCUGACAGUCCUAAGUGUGGACAGGUACGUGGCCGUGGUCCACCCUCUCCGGGCUGCCAGAUAUAGGCGACCAACUGUGGCCAAGAUGAUUAACAUUUGCGUGUGGAUUGUAUCUCUUCUGGUCAUUUCCCCAAUUCUAAUAUUUGCAGACACAGAUUCCUCUAAUGGGGUUGUAGUGUGCAAUCUUCUGUGGCCACAGCCCUCAUGGUCUACCGUGUUUGUCAUUUACACCUUUCUUCUAGGCUUCUUCCUGCCCGUGAUUGCUAUCUGUCUAUGCUACAUCCUUAUCAUAGUUAAAAUGAGAGCAGUGGCACUGAAGGCAGGCUGGCAACAGAGGAAAAAGUCAGAGAAAAAGAUUACUCGCAUGGUGCUGAUGGUAGUUACUGUCUUUGUUAUCUGUUGGAUGCCCUUCUAUAUUGUUCAGCUCCUCAACCUUUUCCUACCCCACAUGGACGCAACCAUAAACCACAUUUCACUUAUUCUCAGUUACGCCAACAGUUGUGCCAACCCAAUUCUCUAUGGCUUCUUCUCAGAUAACUUUAAGAGAUCUUUCCAGAGAAUUGUCUGUUUUCGUUGGCUUGAGAAUGGUACAGAUGAACCUGUGGAUUAUUAUGCUACAGCCCUGAAGAGUAGAGUGUGUAAUAACCACCCAUUGGACUUCCAGCAAGAGCCUCUCCAGUCUGACCCUUGCUACAAACAUGGGACAAUUACAAGGACCACCACACUAUAACAGACCAGAAGAUGCCUUGUUAACAACUUGCUGCUAGUCACACAUGUUACUGUUCUACCAGAGGGUUUACAUGUAUGUGGACAUGUUCUGAUUAGAUGUCCUCUUUGUAUUUGUAGUGGAAAUGAGUGUGCUUAAUAAACCAUAAAGUCCAAUCUAAAA
Messenger RNA from Pelobates fuscus (common spadefoot toad), 1712 nucleotides. Its product is annotated as somatostatin receptor type 4-like. The coding region runs from base 180 to 1553 and encodes 457 amino acids. Gene Ontology annotation, molecular function: neuropeptide binding; somatostatin receptor activity. Gene Ontology annotation, biological process: neuropeptide signaling pathway; cellular response to glucocorticoid stimulus. Lineage: Eukaryota; Metazoa; Chordata; Amphibia; Anura; Pelobatidae. Gene Ontology annotation, cellular component: neuron projection; plasma membrane. The record is from RefSeq and is a predicted model, not a curated record. The transcript has a single exon.